CGACAGAUAUCAGAAGAAGCUGCGAACCCCAAACGCGCCUCGCGACAGUCCUGCGUGGACUUUAUGUAUGUGUGGCUGCGUAUGUCGCUUCCUCUCCUUCUCUAGUUUGCUCCAUUUACCUCCCCUGCUCUCCUCCAGCCCCGGCGGCAGCGGAAUGGCGACGGCGGCCCCCAACCCGGAGGACGCGGCCCGGAGCAGCGGCGGUAUCAGCGGCGGCGGCGGCACACCCAGCGCUCUCGCUGCGGAGGGAGAAGCGGAAGAGGCCGAGGACUUCAGCUCGUCCUCGCACUGCUCGGAGCUGGCCCGCAGACAGAACGAGCAGCGAAAACAGGGCUUGUUUUGCGACGUGACGCUGGCCUUUUCCAGCGGAUCCGCCUCGGGGAUGGUCCACAGCUGCGAGUUCUCUGCGCACCGCUCCGUCCUGGCCGCGGCCACGGAUUACUUCAGCCCGCUGCUCGGGGGACAGUUCUCAGAGUCCAUUUCAGGACGGGUCGAGAUGAAGGAGUGGAGCUCGGAGCAGGGGCCUGACCCGGACACGGUGGAGAGUGUGAUCCAGUACAUGUACACCGGGGAGAUCCGCGUGAGCACCUGCAACGUGCACGAGGUCCUGGAGCUGGCGGACAGGUUCCUCUUGGUGCAGCUGAAGGAUUUCUGUGGAGAAUUCCUGAAGAAGAAACUGAGUCUGACCAACUGUGUGGCCGUACAUAGCUUGGCGCACAUGUACACUUUGGACCAACUGGCUCUACGGGCAGCUGAUAUGAUCCGACGCAACUUCCAUAAGGUUAUCCAAGAUGAGGAAUUCUACACGCUUCCCUUUCACCUGGUCAGAGACUGGCUUUCCGACGCGGAGAUUACUGUAGAUUCGGAGGAAGUUUUAUUCGAAGCCGUGGUGAAAUGGGUACAGAAAAACUCAGAGGAAAGAAGCCGGUAUUUCGAAGAGCUUUUCCGACUUCUAAGGCUACCGCAGAUAAAACCGACGUAUUUGACGAGAGUGGUAAAAAAUGAACGGCUUGUAGCGUCCAAUGAGGCUUGUUUAAGGUUGGUGUCUGAAGCGGUGGAGGGGCACGCAAUCCGGUUUGAGAAUCUUAAAUCGGCCGAUAUGGAGCUGUGGUCGUCACACAUGGCGUCUUUCCAGCCUCGCUUUGGACAAAACAUGGAUGUUAUAAUGGUAGUGGGUGGAGUUUCGGAAGGAGGGGACUAUUUGAGUGAAUGCGUUGGCUAUUUCAUAUAUGAAGACAGGUGGGUCAACUUGCCGCACAUACACAAUCAUUUGGAUGGGCACGCCAUUGCUGCAACCGAAUCCCACGUGUAUGUCGCUGGGUCGAUGGAGCCCGGGUUUGCAAAGACAGUGGAAAGAUACAACCCAAAUCGUAAUACCUGGGAGCAGGUUAGCAAUUUGACCACUCGAAAGCAUUCGUUUGGGCUAACUUGCAUCAAAGAUAUCUUGUAUAGCAUUGGCGGGCAUGGGAACUUCAGCCCUGGUUUCAAAGAUGUUAGCGUUUACGAACCAGAGCAAGAUAAGUGGCAUAAUCUGGAAUCUGCACCUAAAAUACUACGCGAUGUUAAAGCUAUAAGCGUCGAAGACCGUUUUGUUUACGUCACGGCUCGCACACCAGUCGACACGGACAACGAAGAUGGACUUAAAACGGUGACGACGCGCUAUGAUACCGAAAGUCGUCAGUGGCAAGAUGUCGACUCAUUGCCGCUAAUCGACAACUACUGCCUUUUCCAGAUGGCGGUGGCGUCUACCAACUUCUACCACACGGCUUCCUGUUGUCCAAAAAGCUACACCGUACGCGACGAAAUGGCAAGACAAAAAAUAAGCGUCCGCAUUUCAGAUGAGAUUUUGGAAAGCUUGCCGCCUGAGGUGACCAGCAUCGAAGGAGCGGCCAUUUGCCACUUUGACGAAGAUGUUUUUAUCAUUGGGGGAUGGAAGAACAGCGACGACGUAGACAAGCAGUAUCGCAAAGAGGCCUAUCGAUACUGCGCAGAAAGGAAGCGAUGGAUGCUUUUGCCCCCAAUGCCCCAGCCGAGGUGCAGAGCCACGGCUUGCCACGUCAGAAUACCCUACCGCUUUCUCUACGGGUGCCAGCGCUACCCCAUGCCCCAAAACCUGGCACGGCAACGAGACAGAAUGCAACAAAUGCAGCAGCUUCACAGGCGUACGCUGACCCUACGACGCCAGCUCCAAUCUCAAAUCGAGUGUUAAAUAUUCCAUUGUAACAUUAGGCCUGUCACCAUAACAGUUUGAUGCGAUAUUCCAUAACUGUUAAAAUAUGACAAGAAUAUGUUAUCGCAAUGCAAAACAAUUUUUGGCACAAGGAUUUCAGUUAAAUAGAAAAUAUAUACAUACAUACAUACACUACCAGGCAGAGGCUUGGAAACGCCUCAUUCUGUGUAUUUUUUAUUUCAUUACUACUUUCUACAUUUUAGAUGCAUUCAGAAAACAUCAAAUAUAUGAUAUAAGGAAUUUAUGUAGAAAAUACAAAAAUGACUCAAAAAAAUUGUUUUUAUUUUCCUUUACUACACCUAAAAUGCAUCUAAAAAUGUAGGAAGUAGUAAAAAUAAAGAAAAAAAGAGGGUGUGUCCUAACUUUUGACUGGUAGUAUGUGUGUAUAUAUAUAUAUAUAUAUAUAUAUAUAUACACACACACACACACACACGCCUUUCAAAUUGUGUCAAAAUAAAAACUUGGCACUAACUAAACUAACACCAAAUGAGGCAAAUCAUUUCUAAAGUCUACCUUUGGGUCCAGUUUAUUUUCAAAAAACACCACAUUUCUGUAACAUGGAGAACUCUGCAUUGAUGUGCUAUCAGUUAUCGUCUCAGCCGAUAUUGAGCUAUCAAUAUUUCCACGAUAUUUUGUGCAACCCUGUUUUGACUUGCAAUAAAGAAAGUAUAGACGAUAAACGAUAAUACUGAAACUAGUUUCAUGCCACUGACACAAUCACCCAAAAGCAGGACUAGUCCCAAAAAUAUUCAAAAUGCACAUUAUCAUUACAAGACUGACACAUUUUAGUUAUUUUGUACGUAUGAUUAUUUAUUCAGCCCUGUCAAACCUUACCAUAGAACAGAAAAAAACAACAAAAUUCUCCAGUGUUCCAAAGAAAAAGUUCCUGAUACAAAAAUGACUGUUCAAACUAUAAGCUGAUGUAGUGAUUCUAGUGACAGGCCUCUAUGUAACAAGCAGAACAGAGCUGCUUUUGUGUCUUUCAUUCCAGUAUAAAUGUUUGUAUUAUGCCUCUGGUUCAAAAGCCAUGAGUUUAUGGGUCAGUUUGAAAGAAAAGGUGAAUGUAAACAUGUGAAUAACAACUGUACAUAAAUCGGCCAACAGCAACGCUAAAUGUGUUGGUAAAUGUCUCAUUUGUUUGUACAUAUGGUAUAAAAGCUAUAUAUGUAAAAAAUUUAUAUAUUAAAAAAAAACAUUCCAUUAUUUUAUGCUUGUAUUCGGAAGGACUAUCGCAGUGUCUCUCACUCUGUGAAAUGGCUGUACACAAUGCCAGUCGUGAAGAUUGAACCACCAAUCUCUGUGUUAGUGGGUGAAGUAACUCUACCAGUUGAGAAGCUAGCACCCCAGAACCAUCACCAAAACAAUCGUUAACUCAUUGUGUAGUCGUAGCCUACAAAAUCAGAAAUUAAGAUAAAAUAAAACAAAAAACUGUAAAGUUGAGCUACUUGUGAAUAUCAUUUUUUGAAGAAUCUUGCGUACCCCCAUUGGAACAUGCACCGCAGUUUGAGAAACACUGGUCUCGUAUCAAUAUCCUGCAUUCCUGUAUUUAAUUAUAAAAAAGUUAAAACUCAAGAGUCAUUCCAUAGUAGUAACACACUGACAAUCUUAACUGGUGUAGGUCUGGAGUAGUUCUAACUGUACUUCAUAUCAAAAAUACAACAUGUGCUUUAACUUUGCAGUCUUACCACAUCAACAUAUGCAUAUAAGUCUUAAAAUACUGCGUACUUUCAAAUUGUACAGUUCUGUAACUUGUUUCUGUGUACAAUCUAACAUGUUUAGUUUAGCUGAGGCUUCAAAUAAGAAAAUGAAAGGGAGAGUAAUUUACAGACGGGCUCUUAAUAUAAUAUAUGUAAUGUAAUGAUCCCUUUUAAUAACAUCACUAGGCUGUUUGGCCAUUGAAUAGACUCUGUGCACAACAGCGCCCUCUACCUCACUGUUAGCGUCACUACUUCCUGUUCAGUUUUAUCUCUAUGAGGUUUUUGCUGAGUCAGGAUAAAAUGAAUUAAUAUUUAGAGAUCAGGCAGUGAACAGGGAGCUGUGGGUGGGUUAGGGGUCAGAGGUCAAAGGUUAGGGUCAGACAGUGAACAGGAAGCUGUGGGUGGGUUAGGGGUUUAGGGUCAGACAGUGGACAGGGAGGUGCGGGUGGAUGUCACUGACAAAAUGUUAAACAUGACACAAAAAAAAAAAAAAAAAAAAGAAUACUUCACCAAAGACACUUGUAUUUAGAAAGAGACAUGUUUGUGUUUCAAUGCUAGUUCUAAUGCUAUUUGUGAAGCGUAAUAAAUAUAAACACAACACCACAAACUGAAGUAUUCUACAUAUAAAAAUAAUUGUGUAGUCUUUAGAUUGGAUUUGGAUUUGAAUACGUUGUUUAUUUUAAGUUUUCCGAUAAGUUUUUAAUAAAAGUGACACAGUGAGCUAGCUUGCGUGCUGCUGUGGACAGAGCCUAUUAAACGCCAAUCAUAGACAAUGACUUAUUUGUUUUCAUUCCAUUUGCACUUUGGGACGUUUUUGCUCAGAAAGAUGCUACGGCGUGUGCUCAAGUCUGUAUAUGCCACAAAUCGUGAUGGCGGCUUUACGAAAUGCACUUUGUGACGGCUAAUCGUUUGUGAAGUCUUAAAGGAGAAAUAGAGAUGUUAUGUUGCCACAGCACUUUUUAACUUUAACUUAAAGGGCCCAUAUUACGCCAUUUUCUGAUCUGUGUUAUAAUGUUGUUUCCUCGUCACAAACGGACCUGGAGUUGUGUUUUGUUUUGUUCACACAUGUUUAGCACACAAAUAUUUAGGCGGGGUUCUUCUCUCAAACUGAAAACACUCUGUUCCACCUUGUGAUGUCACCAUGUGGUAAUACAGGAAGUGCUCCACUGUGUUUUUAAACUCCACACACCUUCACUAGAAUCAUUUGGAUGGUCAUCAUUUGAAUGUUUCAGUCCUGAAAUUGCUAAUCUCUACUAAAGUUAAAAGGAGCUGUUAACUUGAAAACUACCUCUUCAUGACAUCACAAGGUGGAACAGAACAUUUUGAGCUUUGGAGAUGUAGACAGACUAAUAAUAAAAAGUUACUCAAACAUGUGUGAAUGAAACAAAACACAACUCCAGGUCUGUUUUUAGGAGGGAACAACAUUAUAACAUGACUUAAAGCUCACACGAGUCCAUUUUGCGUAAUAUAUGACCUUUAAUCCAAUUCUUGCAUAUCAGACAAAAUGAUUGUAUGCAUUGUUUUGUCCGGGUUCUAGUCUGUCAUUUUCUUGCACAGUGUUUUAUUUACAAACAGGUGUAGCGUACAGUAGUGGCGUUGGUGUUCUUCAGUCUUGCCCUCCAAAGAUAUGACCAGAAAGGAAGCAGAUGGACUAAAGGGACAUGUACCAGUGAAUAGUUCAAAUAGUUAAUACAGAAAUUAGACUGUGUGUUAGUUUCCAUUUUCCGACCAGUUCACCCACAUUGCGAAAGACUGUGGAAUAAGCUAUGUACUUUGCUUUGCAUGUGAUAGUCUGACAUCAUGUCCUACUAUUAGAUGUAAGAAAAGUUAUGUUGUCAUAUUUCUCGCAAAUAAAGAUGUUUUUAAGAUUGA
Molecule: messenger RNA, 5799 nt
Organism: Periophthalmus magnuspinnatus
Lineage: Eukaryota; Metazoa; Chordata; Actinopteri; Gobiiformes; Gobiidae
Product: kelch-like protein 11
Exons: 2
Coding region: 68-2209 (713 amino acids)
Molecular function (GO): protein binding
Source: RefSeq, a predicted model, not a curated record